GUGUGCAUACGAAAAACAAAAACAGAUUCACGUUGCUUUUGUUGUUGUAGAUGUUGUUUUUCUGUGUUUGGCAGCGAUUUGCGUAAAUUGUGUUUGCUUUUGUGUCUAAAAAUAGGGAUCAGAUGCCGCAAAAUAUUUAAAAAAGCAUUCGAAACAAUAUUUUUGAGCUUCAGGUGUGCGCUCAUUUUCAGUUGGCAGCGGGACGGGCCCCCAGGCGAAAGUUGAAGGUGUUCUUACGUUCCGGGCAAAAUGGAAAAAUACGGCACCACCGCCACUUCAUCCACAUCCAAGUCGACAUCCUCUCCUAAAUCGAAAACUGGAAAGAGCCCAGCUCCGCAAAUCAAAAGGGGUCAGCGGAUUCUCACGGAGAAACCGUUUGCCUUCGUUUUGAAGUCCCAAUAUCGUUUGGAGCGCUGUGAUAAUUGCCUGGAGGCGACUAAGGUGCUCAAGUGCUCCAACUGUCGUUAUGUUUCGUACUGCAACCGCUCCUGCCAAAUGCAAGCUUGGGCCCAGCACAAGCACGAAUGUCCGUUCCUCAAAAAGAUUCACCCCAGAAUCGUUCCCGAUGCUGCCAGAAUGCUCUGCCGCUUGAUCCUGCGUUUGGAACACGGAGGCGAUUUGAUUCGGGGCUAUUACACGGAGCAUGGUUCCCGCAAGUUCCGCGAUCUUAUGUCUCAUUACGCCGAAAUCAAGAACGAUCCCAUGCGACUGGAGCAUUUGGACUCGCUUCACGGCGUUCUCACCGAAAUGAUGGCCGAGAGUCCCAGCACGGUGCCAAACAAGACGGAACUGAUGAGCAUCUACGGUCGUCUUAUCACCAAUGGCUUUAAUAUCCUAGACGCCGAGAUGAACUCCAUUGCCACGGCCAUCUAUUUGGGCGUAUCGAUUACGGAUCACAGCUGCCAGCCAAAUGCGGUGGCCACCUUUGAAGGCAACGAGCUGCAUAUCCAUGCGAUAGAGGAUAUGGAGUGCCUGGACUGGUCCAAGAUCUUCAUCAGCUACAUCGAUCUGCUCAAUACGCCGGAGCAGAGGCGUCUUGACCUCAAGGAGCACUACUACUUCAUCUGCGUGUGCAGCAAGUGCACGGAUGCCAAGGAGUCGAAAGAAAUGCUAGCAGCCCUGUGUCCCAAUCGCAACUGCGGCGUGGGCAUUAGUGUGGAGCGCACGAACUGUCCGCGUUGCGAUGCAGGAAUAAGUCCCAAGCUGAGAAAUGCAUUCAACGAGGCUAUGGCCCUCACACAACACAACAUGGGAAACAUGAAGGAUGUAGCCUAUCUCGAUGUGUGCAAGGUUUGCCUCGAUAAACAGACUGGAGUAUUCCAUCCCCUAAACGUGUGGUAUGUGAAGACUCUGGACUCGGCCUUUGAAGCUGCGAUCGAAGUUGGCAAGUGGUCGGAUGCCCUGGACUACGGACAACGUUUGCUGCCAGGCUUUCGAAAAUACCACGGCCCCUGGAAUCCCCUGCUCGGCCUGCUCCAUAUGAAACUGGGGAAGAUCCAGCUGUACGAAGGCCAUGCCAAAGAGGCACUGCAUCAUUUGGAGGAGGCCCAGCGCAUCCUUACGGUCACUCAUGGUCGGGACCAUAGAUUGCUCAGGGAGCAGUUGUAUUUACUGAUUCUUCAAGCCCGUCAUGAGGCACACUAGUUGUGGUUUGAGUUGUUUUUAUUAUUUUAAAUAAAGCUUAAGAUAGAGAA
Messenger RNA from Drosophila ficusphila, 1694 nucleotides. It is a transcript of the gene Smyd3, whose product is annotated as histone-lysine N-methyltransferase SMYD3. Lineage: Eukaryota; Metazoa; Arthropoda; Insecta; Diptera; Drosophilidae. Gene Ontology annotation, cellular component: nucleus. The record is from RefSeq and is a predicted model, not a curated record. Bases 250 to 1644 code for a protein of 464 amino acids. The transcript has 5 exons. Gene Ontology annotation, molecular function: protein binding.